Molecule: messenger RNA, 4072 nt
Organism: Rhinolophus ferrumequinum (greater horseshoe bat)
Lineage: Eukaryota; Metazoa; Chordata; Mammalia; Chiroptera; Rhinolophidae
Gene: EMP2
Product: epithelial membrane protein 2
Exons: 5
Coding region: 204-707 (167 amino acids)
Cellular component (GO): plasma membrane
Source: RefSeq, a predicted model, not a curated record
GGAAAGUAGGGGAGCGUGGGGAGGAGGAUCCGCACCACCGAGAGGGAGGAGGGAGGGCGCGCAGUCCCAGCCCAGAGCUUCAAAACAGCCCGGUGGCCUCGCCUUGCGCCCCAGCCCAUCGGUCGGUCCAGCCGCCAACGCCGGCACAUCUCUCUGUCUCUGGAGUUUCAUCGUGACCCCUCGCCCCACCGUGCCCUGUGAAAAUGUUGGUGCUUCUGGCCUUCAUCAUUGUCUUCCACAUCACCUCUGCGGCCUUGCUUUUUGUCGCCACCAUCGACAAUGCCUGGUGGGUAGGGGACGAGUUUUUUGCAGAUGUCUGGAGAAUCUGCGUCAACAACACAAAUUGUACAGAAAUCGGUGACGGCUUUACCGACUACGCCACGAUGCAGGCGGUCCAGGCCACAAUGAUCCUGUCCACCAUUCUGUGCUGCAUCGCCUUUCUGAUCUUCCUGCUCCAGCUCUUCCGUCUCAAGCAGGGAGAGAGAUUUGUUUUAACCUCCAUCAUCCAGCUCCUGUCAUGCCUGUCCGUCUUGAUAGCAGCUUCCAUUUACACAGACCGACGCCAGGAACUUCACAGCCAAAACGCGGCACUCUAUGGGCAGACCGCGGAGGGCACGUACGGCUACUCCUUCAUCCUGGCGUGGGUGGCCUUCGCCUUCACCUUCAUCAGCGGCCUUAUGUACCUGAUACUGAGGAAGCGCAAAUAGACAUCAGGAGCUCGGUCACUUCCGCCGCAGUACAGAAUCCACAUUCAGAUAACCGUUUUUGUAUAUAGUCAUUUUUUUUUGUGGUUUUUCUAGCAAACGUAUUGUUUCCUUUAAAAGCCAAAGGAAAAAAAAAGAGAAGAGUUUUUGCAUUCUUGAGAUCAGAGAAUAGACUGAAGGCUGGGAAUCAGAACUGCCCGCCCGUCCGGAAAUCUCCACAAGACAAAGCCAAAAAUCCAGCAAUGCUCAAAUCCAAAAGUGCUCAGCAGGGUGUUUCUUAACCACCGGGAUGGGAUGUGACGACAAGAGACCGAAAAAGCCGGGUCUGGGGGGACAUCUUCCCCUAGGUUUGGGCCACGCCAAGCCCCCCUCCUCUCAGCUUCCCUUCCCAAAUCUCUCGGUGUUAGUGGUGGAAGGUGGGGUGAGAAAUGAAAGCUCCUCAGGUGUUAGCCAGGUUCCAUGUGAGAAGCAGGUAUGGCCCCUAAUGUUCUGUGUAAUCCAGACAGAGACCCCACCCGCCUAUAAUGGACAGGGGACAGAAAGUGCCACCCAGAUUGGCAGACAACGUCACCUGCCUGCCUUAGGAAAGGUGAUCUAUAACCUGGGGGUCAGAUGUGAGCUCCCGCUGAUGCAGAGUGUCUCUACCUGUGGUCCCUAGCGCUGCUUGUAAGAUGCAGACUCUUGGUUCCCACCUAGACCUACAGAAUCUGAGUCUUCAGGGAUGGGGCCCGGCAGUCUGCAUUUCUAACAAGCUCCUUGGUAAGGCUUACGAUGUGCCUUAAAGUUGGGGACCACAGCCUCAGGGUCCGGGGAACAGAACUCCCUCACAGUUGUGAAAGGUCUCAUCAUGUCAAGGUGGGGAGGUGGGUCUAAAACCCACUGCAGGCCGAAGCCCUGGCCUCCCUCAGCUCUGGAUUCUUCACUGUCUCCCACAGCUGCUUACAUCUGGACCACCCAGACUCCAGUUCCAGCCACGCACCCCCGAUAGCAGACACCCUGGUGGGUCGCGGCUUUCUUCCUACUCUUAAGUCAGAACGCCUCUGCCUUCUUUUCCUGCUUUGCCCUCUAAAAUGGCUGGCCUCUACUAACCCCCUGUCUAGAGCCUUCAGAGACCCAGCCACCAUUCAUGCGUCCGUCCAUCCAUUCAUUCAUUCAUUCAGCAGCAUAAGUUAUGGAAUUCUGUGUGUGCCAGACACAGCGAUACCAUGUUCAGACAAUCUCUGUGCUGAUGGGGCUCAGUGUUUAAUGGAGGAGAUGGAUCAUAAACCAGUUUGGAAAACUAAUUACAAACUGAUGAAGGCAGCAAAGAACGCGACUUAGGAUUGAAAAGGGAGGCCCCUGGGCUGGGAGCGCCUGCCUCUCCUCAGAUGUCCUGGAGGCACUGAGGUCAGUGUAAACACGCUCGCUCAGCCCGUGCAGGUGGCACGUCCUGGGCUUUGUCGUCUGUUCCUCCCGGAGAACAUUUACUUCUGUGGGGCGUCCCCAGGGUCUUGACAGCCAGUGAAACAGUGAAAGGAACCCGGAUUACCACGAUUCUGACGUCAGUGGGCACCAGUGUCACCUGGGAGAGUGGGCCGUGCCAGGGUGUGGGUGAGCAGGUCGUUCCGAGACUACACUGAGAAAUAGGGCUUUGGGGAGCUUGUCUUUAGGGGUACACCAUAGGGGUGUGGCGGUGCAGGCGACCUGGGGAAACGCCCUGUGGAGGAGCUCUUGGUGCCUCACUGCUUUUUCCUCCUGUUUCGAGCAUGCUACUGGAUGGUGUGCCGGGCCCGGGUGGGACCUGCCCGCCACGUCUCAGCGCAGGUGAGACUUAAAUGCUUCUGCACUCGACCUGCUAAAUGGCGUGAUGAUUUGCCAUCGGCCCAAUCCUUGUGGAGCUGGAAAGGCAUCUGUUUUGAGUAGUUUUAGGGCCACCACGGACUCCUCUUUAGUGCAGGUCUAGGUGAUCUGUCCAUCUACUCAUUCAUUCACUGAUUCAUCAUGUGUUCAUUUUCAACAGACUACUCCAUGCUUACUAUGUUCCAGGCACUGUGUGAGGCUCUGAAAAUGUGAGCAAACCCAGACAUCCUCUCUGAGACAGGAUACCCUCCCCACGGAGAGGCCACCAGCACAGGGCAGGGUGACAUCAGGCCAGUGACGGGACACAUUGCCACCUCGUGCCUUGAUGGAAAGCUGCCACUAGGCGUGUGGUAGGAGUCCGGGUCACAAGCCUGGGGUUUGCAGCAUGCUACACGAGCCUCUGGAGGGUGGUGGGUCUAAAGUGCCCUCAGCUUUCUGCCCAGGUGGGUCUCUAUAGUUUCCUGGUGGCCACGGUGGAAACAAAAAACCCUUUUGUUUCAGAACCAGAAAUCUGGUAAUCCUAAUCCCCAAGCAAUGCAUAAAUUUCCUUCCCCGAAAACUUCAGGGGUCUGUGAGAAUCUGAAAGGACCCCGUGGAUUUUCCUGGCUCGUUGCCACUACUGUAUCACAUUCAGUGCCCACAUCCCUCUGCGAUGCCAAGGUUCUGUGAAACGAGAGCUGCCUUUCCCUGCGGUGGGACGUGCACUGGGGAGGAUGGAGAGGUGAUGGCGUGAGGGGGAAAAUCCCCAAACUUCUUACCUGUAGGCAGAAAUCAGCCCUUACUCGGUGCUUAUCAUCAGUUAUUCAAGAACAAAAUCAGAAAAGUAGCCGAGACAUCCAAGAAGCAAAUAUUAGGACCAAAUAUAUUACUGGUAACAACUGUGUUUGAAGGAACUGUAGUUUGCGCAUUUUAGGACAUUUUUAUAAAGUACUGUAAUUCUUUCAUUGAGGGGCUCUGGAUGGAGACAGACUAACUCGUUUUGUUAUUUGCAUUAAAAUUACUUUGAGUCUCUGUUCAAACGAGUUUGGAAGAUUGAUUUGUUGCUCUGCGUGAAUGUAUGUAUUUAUACCUGCAUACAGGAAAAUUGGAGACCUCCCCCGACUCUGCCAUUCUCUGCUGAAGGUUGUAUGCCUGCAUCCGUAAUCAACAGGCUGAAGUCCUACUAUGCUCUGUAUUAACUGAUGACGAGGAUACCUGGACCUCCAAGCCCGUCUGUAAACACACUAAACACAGUAGCUUAGAUGGAAGCUGUAGCAUCAUUUUAAAUCUGCCUGGAUGGGGAAUUACUAAACUUGCUAAUAGCUGAAAGAUUACUUACAAUACAGCAUGUCAAACAGUUUCGUAUAUUGGGGGAGCCGUGGUGAUGGAGAAAUGCUAGGGAAAGGCCUAGAGGUUAAGUUUAAAUCUUGGUUUGGGGACAAAUGUGAUUUUAGGGUAGUUAGAUACUUCCUACUUAAUGUGCCUUUGAAAUAGUCCAUUUUCUAUGUUUUGUAUAAUCUGAAACUGUACAUGAAAAAUAAAGUUUAUAA